CCGAAGGGGAAGUCACUUGAGGCGCCGGGGAAGCUUCGGAGGAGGCGACGCCAUCGCGGCCCAGCCCAGCUCGGUGCCCACGGGCCCGUCGCACCAUGACGCUGCCCUCUGUGUACCAGCACAAGUUCGCCGAGAAGCUGACGAUCCUCAAUGACCGUGGCCAGGGCGUCCUCAUCCGCAUGUACAACAUCAAGAAGACGUGUGCGGGCACCCGCACCAAGCCCCCGUUCCUGCUGGAGAAGGCCAUGGAGCCGGCCCUCAAGUAUGUCAACAAGAAGUUCCCCAGCCUGGACGCACGCAGCAACACGCAACACCUGGGCCAGGUGCAUAAGGAGAAGGGCGAGAUCAUCCGUGUGCUCAGCACCUACUACCAGUCCUUCGUGGAUGUCAUGGAGUUUCGGGACCACGUCUAUGAGCUGCUGAACACCAUUGAUGCCAGCCAGUGCUACUUCGACAUUCAUUUGAACUACGACUUCACCAAGAACUACCUGGAUCUGGUGGUGACCUACUCGGCACUUGUCUUGCUCCUGGCGCGCAUCGAGGACCGCAAGGUGCUCAUUGGCCUCUACAACUGUGCCCACGAGAUGUUGCACGGGACCAGUGACCCCAGCUUCGCCCGACUGGGCCAGAUGGUGCUGGAGUACGACCACCCACUCCGCAAGCUCAGCGAGGAGUUCGGGCCCCACAGCAAGGCGGUGACCAGCGCCCUGCUGUCACUGCACUUCCUCUUCGCGCGGCGAAACCAGGCGGCCGAGCAGUGGCGCAGUGACCAGCUGCUGAGUCUCAUCGGCCCCACGAGCAACUUGCUGGCGCCGGCUACCUCGGACACAAUGGCCUGUGAGUACCUGUCGCUGGAGGUGAUGGAGCGCUGGAUCCUAGUGGGGUUCCUGCUGUGCCACGGGGCGCUGAGCACCGUGCCCCAGUGCCUGGAGCUGUGGAAGCUGGCGCUGCGUGGGUCCCUCUACGUGCCCCUGGUGCGCGACGAGGUGCUGCAGAUCCACAAGGUCACCGAGGACUUCUUCAGCAGCCUCAAGGGCUACGGGAAGCGUGGGGCUGAUAUCAAGGAGUGCAAGGAGCAUGCGGCGAUCCACAGUGGGCAGCUGCACAGGAACCGCCGAGCCUUCCUGCGCGGGGCCGUGCGGGAGCUGGAGGCACUGCUGGCUGACCAGCCUGGGCUGCUGGGCCCCAAGGCACUGUACGUCUUCAUGGCGCUGUCCUUCUGCCGUGAUGAGGUGAGCUGGCUGGUGCGUCACGCCGAGCAUGUCACCAAGACCAAGACCCCUGAGGACUACUCGGACAACUACCUGGCCGAGCUGCUGUUCCUGAUGGAGCAGCUCCGUGGCCUGGCCCAGAGGCACGCGACCGUGAUCCAGCGCUACCACGUGCAGUACCUGGCCCGCUUUGACGCCCUCGUCCUCAGCGACGUCAUCCAGAACUUGUCCGUGUGCCCCGAGGAGGAGUCCAUCAUCAUGUCGGCCUUUGUCCGGGCGCUCUCGUCCCUCUCCUUCAAACAAGUGGACAACAAGGAGCCAUUCGACUUCUCAGGGCUUCGGCUGGACUGGUUUCGUCUGCAGGCCUACACGAGCGUGGCCAAGGCCCCCCUGCAGCUGCGCGAGGCCCCGGACCUUGGCCGCGUCAUGAACCUCAUUAUCUUCCACACGCACCUGCUGGACGGGCUAGGCGAGCUGCUGGCCGAGACCUCCGACCUCUCUGCCCUCUGCUUCUACGUGCGGUCCCUAGAGCGGCUCUUUGGGCAGGCACUGGAGGAGCCAGCUGUGCUGCGCUACACCAUCGCCUUCCCCCUGACCUGCGCCCGCUUUGACCGCGCCACCCACCCCAUGUGCCCGGAAGAGUACCCACACCUGCAGGUUGGUGCCAUGGGGCUCUGCCGUGGCUUCCUGGAGCAGCUUGCUCGUCAGGCCAGCGUCUGCAUCAUGGACACGUGCGCCGAGCAGUGCAAGCUCAGCGAGCAGCUGCUGCCCAAGCACUGCGCCGCCACCAUCAGCAAGGCCCGCAACAAGAAGGCCCAUAAGCAGCCAGCGCGGAAGGGGGAGCCCGAGCGGGAUAAGCCGGGGGCUGAGAGCCAGCGCAAGGACCGCAGCCUGGUCACCAACCUGGACAAGCUGCAUGUGGUGCUGACAGAGUUGGCGCUGAGCCUGGCGCACGUGGGCAGCAUCACAGUCUUCGAGCACGUGCUGGCGCCGCCCGAGUUCCUGAGCAGCCAGCUGGAGGCUCGGCUCAGCCGGGCCAUCCUGGGGCUGGCGAGACACAGCUCGGCCACGCAGGAGGUGGCACGGCCCUCAGAGGUGCUGGCGGGGCUGCGGACCUACGAGGGCUUCCUGGUGGCGCUGGGCCCACGCCUGGGGCUGGAUGCCGGGCGCCUUGUGCGCUCUGUGCUGCUGCAGCAGACGCAGCCCCUGGACGCGCGCGGGGAGCAGACUCUCACCACCGUCUACACCAACUGGUACCUGGAGGCGCUGCUGCGCCAGGCCAGCAUGGGCACCAUUGUCCUGUCGCCGGCCAUGGAGGCCUUCAUGAGCCUGCCCCGGGAGGGCGAGGGGUCUUUCAGCGCCCAGGAGUUCUCCGACAUUACAGAGAUGCGGGCGCUGGCCGAGCUGCUGGGCCCCUACGGCAUGAAGUUCCUGAGUGACAACCUCAUGUGGCACGUCACCUCGCAGGUCGGGGAGCUGAAGAAGCUGGUGAACGAGAACAUGGACGUGCUAGUGCAAAUCCGCUCCAACUUCUACAACCCCGAGCAUAUGGCGGCGCUGACGCCCCGGCUGACCUCUGCCGACAAUGUGCUGAAGAGGAUGACGAUCAUCGGGGAGAUCCUGAGCUUCCGCGCCAUGGCCCAGCAGGGCCUACGGGAGGUCUUCUCCAGCCACUGCCCCUUCCUGAUGGGCCCCAUCGAGUGCCUCAAGGACGUUGUGACCCCUGACACCGACAUCAAGGUCACCCUGAGCAUCUUUGAGUUGGCCACGGCCGCUGGCCUCCCCUGCGACAUCGACCCGGCCCUGGUGGCUGCCUUGUCCAGCCUGAAGUCCGAUGGAUCAUCCCAGGAGGAGGACUACAAGGCCGCGUGCCUGCUCCUGGUCUUCAUAGCCGUGGCCCUGCCUCUCCUGGCCUCCCAGCCCGUUACCUAUAACAUCGAGAUGGACGCGUUCAGCAACAACAGCCACUGCCUGGCCAAAGCCAUCAUCCAGGUCUCGGCCGCCCUCUUCACCAUCUACAGCAAGAACAUUGAGGUCCACCUCAAGGAGUUUCUGCUGCUGGCGUCCAUGAGUCUCCUGCAGCUGGGGCAGGAACCUGACCGGCUGUACACCAAGAACCGCGAGGCCAUCUCCCUGCUCCUUCUCCGGAUUGUGGAGGAGUCAUCCUUCCUGACCGCAGACAUGCUGGAGACCUGCUUCCCCUACGUGCUGCUGCGCAACGCCUACCGCGAGGUGCACCGCGAGGCGCUGCUCAGCAAGGCGCCCACCCACUGACCUCCCCCCCACUCCCCGCCCCGUCCUGCACCCCCCGGGGCUGGUGCCAGGGCCAAACUGCCUGCAUCUGCAUGGCAGCAGGUUGGCCGCAUGGGGGAGUGGGUAGAGCCCAGACACCUGGGUUCUCUGCUCUGCUCCAGAAGGGCAGUGAGGGCUAUCAGGGCAGGUGUGAGGACUCCUGAGGUCUCUUCGAGGCGAGUGCAGGGGGUGGGUAGCAAGGACUUGGAGCUGGGACUCCUGGGUUCUGGCCUUGGGUCUGGGAAGAUCUCAGCCCCGGCCCAGCCUGGCUGUGCUGGCCCCGCUGGCCACAGGGUCCCCGGCUGCCACCAUGCUGCCCCUCACAGGCCACUGUCCCCUCUGCUUGUGCCCAGCCCAGAUUGGGACCCAGCACCAAGAUGCAGCAGCUCAGAGCUAAUAAAGGCAUUUGCUC
Molecule: messenger RNA, 3915 nt
Organism: Alligator sinensis (Chinese alligator)
Lineage: Eukaryota; Metazoa; Chordata; Crocodylia; Alligatoridae
Gene: NCKAP1L
Product: NCK associated protein 1 like
Exons: 30
Coding region: 96-3485 (1129 amino acids)
Biological process (GO): cell morphogenesis; cell projection assembly; cortical actin cytoskeleton organization
Cellular component (GO): SCAR complex
Source: RefSeq, a predicted model, not a curated record